Juglans microcarpa x Juglans regia is the source of this 3112-nucleotide messenger RNA. Its product is annotated as microtubule-associated protein 70-2-like. Gene Ontology annotation, molecular function: microtubule binding. The transcript is spliced from 11 exons. The coding region runs from base 90 to 1913 and encodes 607 amino acids. Gene Ontology annotation, biological process: cytoskeleton organization. NCBI's taxonomy places the organism in Eukaryota, Viridiplantae, Streptophyta, Magnoliopsida, Fagales, Juglandaceae. The record is from RefSeq and is a predicted model, not a curated record.
CUCUCUUCAGAGAAUAAAGAUAAUACUUGUGCCGAGUUAAACGCUCUCACACUCAGACGUCUCUCUCUGGUUUAUGCUGCGGAUCUCUGAUGUCGAGCAAUCACAUUGGUUGCAACGGGGAAGCAAUGGCAGCGCCGGUGCUGACCUCGACCUCUUCGUUCAAGGCUCGAACCAAGAAGCCCAACGCCACCGCCUCCGGUGUCUUGUCGCGAGCUGGCUCCGACGUCGAUGACAUCAUCACCUUCUUUCAUGGCUCCGAUCCAGUCCGCGUCGAGCUCAACCGCCUCGAGAACGAACUUCGAGAUAAAGAUCGGGAAUUGGGAGACGCACUUGCAGAAGUCAAGUCCUUGAAGAACUCGGAGCGCCUCAAAGAGAAGGCAGUCGAAGAGCUUACAGAUGAGCUGAAAAAAGUGGAUGAGAAGCUGAAAGCAACCGAAGCUCUUUUGGAGAGCAAGAACCUUGAGAUCAAGAAGAUAAAUGAUGAGAAAAAAUCUGCAUUGGCUGCACAAUUUGCUGCUGAAGCCACACUUCGAAGAGUGCAUGCUGCACAGAAGGAUGACGAAAUGCCUCCCAUUGAGGCCAUUAUAACUCCACUAGAGGCAGAGCUUAAGCUGGCGAGGCUGGAGGUAGCAAAGUUGCAAGAUGACAAUAGAGCGCUUGACCGGCUUACCAAAUCCAAAGAGGCUGCUCUUCUCGAGGCUGAGAGAACUGUUCAGCUUGCUAUGGCUAAAGCAUCUUUGGUUGAUGAUCUGCAAAACAAAAACCAGGAGCUAAUGAAGCAGAUUGAAAUAUGCCAGGAGGAGAACAAAAUCCUUGACAAAAUGCAUCGGCAGAAGGUUGCGGAGGUUGAAAAGCUAACCCAAACUGUUCGCGAGCUUGAGGAGGCUGUUUUGGCUGGUGGUGCUGCUGCUAAUGCUGUGCGUGAUUAUCAACGAAAAGUGCAAGAGAUGAAUGAGGAGAGAAAAACUUUGGAACGGGAGGUAGCUCGUGCAAAGGUUACUGCAAAUCGUGUUGCCACAGUGGUUGCAAAUGAAUGGAAAGAUGCGAAUGACAAAGUGAUGCCAGUUAAGCAAUGGCUUGAGGAAAGAAGAUUUUUCCAGGGAGAAAUGCAACAGCUCCGAGAUAAAUUGGCAGUAGCUGAGCGGACUGCAAAAGCAGAAGCGCAACUUAAAGAAAAAUACCAAGUGCGAUUUAAAGUUUUAGAGGAAAGGCUUAAAGCACCCAAUGGUAAUUCCCGCAUUGCUUCCGAAGGAAGAAGCACAAGCAAUGGGUCUUCAAGGCGUCAGUCUCUAGGUGGAGCCGAGAAUUUCUCUAGAUCAUCCUCCAAUGGGUUUUUAUCAAAGAGAACACCAAAUUCACAAUAUGGAACUCUCAGAUCUAGUAAUGCGAGCACAUCAUUAAAGCAUGUUAAGAUCUCAUCUAGAUCAUUUGAUGGUGGGAGUAGAUCCCUGGAUAGAGAUAAGUUGAUGCCAGUUGCAAGUGUGAAUGAUAAUGUGUCCACCAAUACCAGCGAUGAGACCCUAAUUAGUGAAACAAAUGGUACAUAUGAGGAGAAUGCAAAUGGGACUCCAAUUGAGAAAACCAACCCAGAACAUGAAGAUUACGUUUCUGGAAUACUGUAUGAUAUGUUACAGAAAGAGGUCAUAUCUCUGAGAAAAGCUUGCCAUGAGAAAGAUCAGACACUCAAGGACAAGGAUGAUGCAAUUGAGAUGUUGGCAAAGAAGGUUGAUACGUUGAACAAAGCAAUGGAAAUUGAGGCCAAAAAGAUGCGAAGAGAAGUAGCUGCCAUGGGAAAGGAAGUUUCUGCCAUGCGUGUCAGCAAGGAGCAUGAUAUGAGGGCUCGGCGCGUAAUUGCUCCCAGAGGAGCUGUAAAUAGUUCUCAUUUAACUUCUGCAAGAUCAUUUGGUUCAUAAAAAGUUUGGGUUUAAGGCAAUGCGGCAUGAGACUUCUCUAUGUAGGUACCAUGUGCUUGUCCCGCACUUGUCAGAUACCAACACUUCUCUGACCUGUGUCCUACACUUUUUAGCUUUAUUCUCAAUAGAAAAGAGUUAAAGAAAAUGAUAUUCCCUUACACUAGGCCAAAAUUUUCUAAUGAUAGUCUACGGACAUGUGAUUAUAUGUUUCUGUGAAGAGAUCCAUGGAGAUAAUGAUAUUAUAUCAAAUUUGGAUGUAGUUUUUGUUAGAACUAUGGGAACUGAUGGUUAGAUAGAGGAGCUUUUUAGGAGAGCUUUGUGAAGCACCAAGCAGACCAUAACACAUCAAAAGCGGUAGCACAAUACUUGAUAGGAGAAAUGAGGUAUCAAACAUAUCAUCAGGAUUUUCUCACAUGGUUGGGUACGCUACUCUCACUUUUAUGAGAGAAGACAAAAAUCGUAAAGAAUGAGCAUCAUCCAUAACAAUGUUUCCGUCACCACAAAUUGAGGAACUCUCGUCGUAUUACCGAGUUUCUGAGAUAAAGAUUCUUUGAUGCAUCUUGGGAACAGGAAAUGUGUCUUUUGGACAUUUAAAGCUAUGUCAUAUGAUGCUUUCAUAAUGUUAUUACAUUGAAACCGUGUUGCACGUCCAUGGCUGGUACUUUAAGGUUUGUGAUUUGGCACAGCGUUUGUCGAGGACAUUCUCUAUCUCACAAAUUGUUAAAAGCAAUUACGACAUAGGGAACUUCCAGCAUAAAAUUACAACCAUUUCUGUGACAAGUAUACUUUGCUUCAUAUUUCAGGAAUGCUGGAAACUCAUAGGCAACUGAAUCGAGUCCGUGACGAUAAAUUGACCAGAAAAGGACUCCUUUUAGUUCCUGAGCCCUGCAGUCUUAUUAUAUAUAUUGUAUGGUUUUGUCUUUAUUUUUUGUCCUCCUGCCACUCCCAUUUAUUUAAACUGUAUCAGCCGGGUGGCCAAGAUGUAGAGAACUGACAGUAGGUUUUCCAGGAAUUCAUCCUGUCCUGUAUAUGUGCUCUACUAAUGUUAUUCUGAAGCAAUAUGAUCAAAGGGUGCCGUGAAAUCCCGUAAAGGGGUUUGUCAGAUACACUUUUUACUCCCUCGGGGCAUUGUUCUUAUUGUACUUUGAAACUUUGUGUACGCCAAAUUGUAUAUUGGAAUGAAACUGUUUCGUUUGUAA